AUGAGUCCUAUUGAGAGGGCUUUCAAUAUAGGAGAGCAGGAAGAAUUAAAUCAUAUUAUUGCGCGAAUGUUUUAUUCUGCUGAAUUGCCAUUUCAUUUGGCAAGGAACCCGUACUUUCAACAAGCAUUCACUUAUGCUGCAAGUCAUAACAUUGGAGAUUAUCGGCCCCCUGACUAUAACUUGUUGCGAACUACUCUUUUACAACAGGAGAAAGAUAAUGUUGAUAGGUUGUGUAUCCCUGCUCGAUCUCUUUGGAGAUCAAACGGUGUGAGUAUUGUCAGUGAUGGGUGGAGUGAUUCCCAAAGGAGGCCAAUAAUUAAUUUCAUGGCAGUAUGUGAUGGUGCAGCCAUGUUUUUGAAAAGUGUUGAUUGUUCUGGUGAUGUCAAGGAUAAGUAUUUUAUCUUCAACUUGCUAAAGGAAGUAAUUCAAGAAGUUGAGGUGGAUAAGGUGGUUCAAGUAAUUACGGAUAAUGCUGCUAAUUGUAAGGGUGCAGGACAACUUAUUGAGCAAGAAUAUCCGACUAUCAAUUGGACACCAUGUGUUGUUCACACGUUGAAUUUGGCUUUGAAGAACAUUUUUGCAGCCAAAAAUGUGGAGAAUAAUGAGAUUACUUAUGGAGAAUGUAGUUGGAUAUCUGAAAUUGUUGGCCAUGUUUCAACAAUCAAGACUUUCAUCAUGACUCAUUCUAUGAGAUUGUCCAUGUUUAAUGAGUUUGUGCCAUUGAAGUUGCUUUCUAUUGCUGACACCCGAUUUGCUUCCAUGAUUGUGAUGUUAAAGAGGUUCAGGUUGAUAAAGGGUGGUCUCCAAAACAUGGUCAUUUGUGAAAAAUGGAGUAUUUAUAAAAAUGAUCAUCAAGGAAGGGCAAGACUAGUGAAGGAGAAGAUAUUGGAUGAUGAGUUCUGGGAAAACAUUGAUUACAUCCUUGCUUUCAUUGCUCCUAUUUAUGAUAUGAUCAGGUUUUGUGAUACUGAUAAACCUUGUCUUCAUUUGGUUUAUGAUAUGUGGGAUACGAUGAUUGAAAAGGUAAAGAAUGUAAUAUGCUUGAAAGAAGGGAGGAUGCAUGGUGAGUCAUCAACAUUUUAUUAUGUGGUGUAUAAUAAUCUUAUAGAUCGUUGGACCAAAAGUUCAACUCCCCUUCAUUGUUUGGCACAUGCUUUGCAUCCCAAAUACUACAGUGAUCAAUGGCUUGCUGAAGAUCCAAGUCGAGUUUCUCCAGACAAUGAUGUGGAGAUUAAUUUAGAAGUAAAAAAGUUCUUCAGGAGACAUUUUUCUAGUGUGGAGGAAAGGGCUACAGUAAAUUUGGAGUAUAUCAACUUUGUUCAAAUGAAGGGAGGUUUUAGAGAGUUUGAGGCUAUUGAAAAUCGAUAUACAAUGAAUCCCAAUGAUUGGUGGGGAGUUCACGGUUGUAGUGCACCUUUGCUUAAAAAGCUGGCUUUGAAACUCACUACACAACCUUCUUCUUCAUCAUGUGCUGAACGCAAUUGGAGUACUUACUCUUUUGUGCAUUCCAUGAAGAGAAAUAAAAUGGAUCCCAAACGAGCUGAAGACUUAGUUUACAUACAUAGCAACCUCCGGCUCUUAUCAAGAAAGAGUCCAAAAUAUAAUGAAGGAGAAAGUCAGUAUUGGGACAUUAGUGGUGAUGCAGUUGAUACCUUUAAUGAUGUUGGAGCUUUAGAUGGUGCUACCCUUUCCUUAGAUGAGCCAGAGAUGGAGGAUGACACCCUCUUGGUUAUUGGCUGGGGAACAAGCUAUUUCAUCUCAGGAAUUGCCCCCUUUGGUGAUGCUUUGGUUGUUCUAGCUUACAUUCCUGGAGAAGAUGAUGGAGAAAGGAAGAUAAAGAAUCAAUGGAAGAAAUAG
This is a messenger RNA of Gastrolobium bilobum, 1857 nucleotides long. RefSeq lists its product as uncharacterized. The record is from RefSeq and is a predicted model, not a curated record. The transcript has 4 exons. Bases 1 to 1857 code for a protein of 618 amino acids. Gene Ontology annotation, molecular function: protein dimerization activity. Lineage: Eukaryota; Viridiplantae; Streptophyta; Magnoliopsida; Fabales; Fabaceae.